Knipowitschia caucasica is the source of this 2544-nucleotide messenger RNA. The record is from the annotation of a GenBank genome assembly. NCBI's taxonomy places the organism in Eukaryota, Metazoa, Chordata, Actinopteri, Gobiiformes, Gobiidae.
AUGAUCUCAGCUCCGGGCUGGUCAGGGGCUGAUGGACAGGGGAGCGCAGAGCGGGGCUUCACUGUGGAGGGCUGUCCCAGUGUCGUGCCCAUGGCCAGUGGAGACGUGACACCCAGGAAAAGGCUUCAUUCUGCGGAGGAGGCCCACUGCUGCAGCCGGCCCGCUCCGGAGGGUGCAGGCUCCAUCCCCAUCUCAGAGGAGACAGAGGAGAAGGCUGCUCUGUGUCAACCAUGUCAGAGGAAGGUCUCCGAGCUCCACCACAGCUCACUCAAGGAGCCCAGCUACACAUCGCUCUUGUUGGAUCAGCUGCAGACGCCGCGGGGCCAUGAGGCUGGUCUGGGCCGCUGUCAGGUGUGCUCCACUCCUCUGCUGCAGCUGAGACAGGAGGCCCUUCACGCCCUCUCCCUCACCUCCGCCCCGUCCUUCCUCCCACAGCCAGCCCGCAUCACAGUGUCUACCUCCAAGCAGAUGUCCAGGAGCCAGCCGAGCAGCAGCAGCAGCAGCCCCUCCUCGCUAAUGGCCCUAGGAGAGAGGCACAGGGUCCAGGGUGCAGGCUCUAAGGGCAGUGUCCAGGUCACUGUGGCAGGGACGCAGCUCACCGGAUCCCUGGGCUCGGUGACCAUCCAGACGCAGCAGUACCUCGAAGGCAUGUGGAGCAUUUCCAGGGUCAACAACUUCCUGCCUCAGCCCAAGCCGGUUUCUGGUUUGACAGCAGGAGCAGACGUUCAAGCCUCAGAGGGACAGACCGCUACGCUGACCACGGCCACGACCACGAGCACGGCCCUGACGCACUGUAGACUGAGGGGCCACACGGGGAUCCCAGCACCCAGUGUCACCCCCUCUCAUCCCCCGUCCUCCCCCGCCACAUCUUUCUUCGUUAGGGCAGCUCAGAAGCUGAAUCUUUCAUCCAAGCGCAAGAAGCACCAGCCCUCACUGCUCCACGCCCAGGAACCCUCCAUCUACCCCACCAACUUCACCGGCAUCCUCCAGGCCCUGCCCCCGCCUGCGCCGCCAUGCCUGCUCCGCGCCGUGUCCAAAGUCAAAGACAAUCCGGGCAUGGGAAAGGUGAAAGUGAUGAUGCGUAUCUGCCCAUCCCUGGAGGCUCCCGACUCCGGCUCAGAUUCCCAGUCUUUUCUCAAAGUGGACAGCCGAAAGAAGCAGGUGACCCUCUACGACCCGGCAUCCAGCCCUCACUCCAGCUCAGGCCACCGGAGGUCCGCCACCGUCGCCGUCCCAAAGAUAUUCGCCUUCGAUGCAGUUUUCACCCAGGAUGCCUCGCAAGCUGAGGUGUGCUCAGGGACAGUCGCAGAGGUCAUCCAGUCAGUGGUGAACGGCGCGGACGGAUGCAUCUUCUCCUUCGGCCAAGUCAAGCUCGGCAAAACAUACACCAUGAUCGGCAAGGACAGCUCCACUCAGAGCCUCGGCAUCGUCCCCUGCGCCAUCUCCUGGCUCUUCAAACUCAUCAACGAGCGCAAGGAGAAGACCGGCACACGCUUCUCCGUCAGGGUAUCGGCCGUGGAGAUUUUUGGCAAAGAUGAGGAGCUGAAGGACCUGCUGUCUGAGGUGUCCACAGGCAGCCUUCAAGAUGGCCAGUCCCCGGGCAUCCACCUGAAAGAAGAUCCCAUAUGUGGCACCCAGUUGCAGAACCAGAGCGAGCUGCGAGCCCCCACACCAGAGAAAGCCGCCUUCUUCCUGGACGCCGCUAUUUCUGCGCGAAGCACGACACGUCCGGACGCAGACGAAGACGACCGCCGCAACUCGCACAUGCUGUUCACCCUGCACGUUUACCAGUACCGCAUGGAGAAGAGCGGGAAAGGAGGAAGUAAGGUGUCGGGCGGACGGAGCAGGCUGCAUCUCAUCGACCUGGGCAGCUGCGAGAAGGUGCUGAGCAAAAGCAGAGAUAGCGGCGGGGGCCUGUGUCUCUCGCUCAACGCGCUGGGCAACGUCAUCAUGGCUUUGGCGAACGGAGCGAAGCACAUUCCUUAUAGGGAUAGCAAGCUCACCAUGCUGCUGACAGAGUCCCUGGGCAACAUAAACUGCAGAACCACCAUGAUUGCCCACAUCUCUGAUUCGCCCAACAACUACGCCGAGUCACUCAACACCAUCCAGCUGGCGUCUCGCAUCCACCGCAUGAGGAAGAAGAAAUCCAAGUAUGCAUCUAGUUCAUCUGGAGGAGAAAGCUCCUGUGAAGAGGGGAGGAUCCGCAAACCACCACAUCUCAGGCCCUUCCCCCACAGGGGGGGGGGGGGGGUGGAGGACGGACAGUGGCCUCUGGAUCCAGACCUUCCUUGUCUGAUGAGCGACCCUGAGUACGCCUCCAGCAGUGAACAGUCAUGUGACACAGUCAUCUAUGUGGGCCCAGGUGGAACAGCCAUCUCCGACAGAGAGCUCAGUGACAAUGAAGGCCCUCCUGCCUUUGUUCCUAUCAUCCCCUCCUUAAACAGAAAGCGGUCUGGGAAAGACGGCCCGAUGGACAGGGAUCACUUCUUCAAUGCAACACUUUUGCGGAGCUGCAGGAGAGACUGGAUGUAUAGAUGGCAGUGA